Mixia osmundae IAM 14324 is the source of this 1914-nucleotide messenger RNA. RefSeq lists its product as uncharacterized. The coding region runs from base 1 to 1914 and encodes 637 amino acids. Gene Ontology annotation, cellular component: THO complex part of transcription export complex. NCBI's taxonomy places the organism in Eukaryota, Fungi, Basidiomycota, Mixiomycetes, Mixiales, Mixiaceae. Gene Ontology annotation, biological process: regulation of DNA-templated transcription elongation; mRNA export from nucleus. The record is from RefSeq and is a predicted model, not a curated record. The transcript is spliced from 9 exons.
AUGGCAGGCCUGCGAGCAGCCAUCGCAAGCGCGGCAGACUCGAUACUGGGAGAUCUAGAACUUCAGCGAUCAGCGCAUUCGGGGCUCGGCGCGAGCGACGUGCAAGCUGCUGUUGACGCUCAUUGGAACAUCUCUGGCACAGACGAAGCAAGUGAGGGCUGGCGCAAGGAGGCCCAGGCUGUCAUCAUCGAGAGAGCCUUCACGUCUCGGGCAAAUUCGCUCGCACUCGAGGCAGAUGAGAAGCGGCCGGCAAGCCUGUCUGCGCUCUACGAUAUGCUCGAUGUAGUGCUAUACCUCAGUCAGAAGGGGGCCUGCGAUGACAGCUUGGCAAUCUCGCUCUUUGAGAUGAUCACGGACGCGCAGACCAUCACCGUCGCCGAAAGCCUCUUUGAGUUCCUCGAAAGCAGGCGGGAGAUCAUCAUCAAGGGACUUCUGCCAGGUAGAGGCAAAGGUCUCAUAUUGCUGCGAACCUGCAACGCGCUCCUCAAGCGUGCCUCGAAAUUCGUUCACACCGUGUUCUGCGGUCGCAUACUCAUCUUCCUAGCAAUCGUUUUCCCGCUGUGCGAGCGUAGUGGUGUCAAUGUCGCCUCUUCUUUCAAUACUGACAAUGUCACUAUACUAGACGAAUCAGACGUAGGACAGCCAGAUACAACCGCGCGCUUGGCCGAUGCGUCUCUCACGGGCGACGCCUUGGCAUUAUCGGAUGAUUCCAAGAGUCUAGAUACAAAGCAGAACAAUGCAGCAGCAGGCGAAGCCAAAAUGAAAGAUCUAUACGAACGAUUUUGGCGCUUACAGCAACGCUUCUGUGAUCCUCGAACCCUCUUUACGAACGUCUCGAGCGCAGGCAGCAAGAGCAAUCUCGACAUACUGAAGGAAGAUAUCGAGCUCACAUUGACUACUUUCGCCGAGGCGAUAGCGAAAGAGGCUAGCUUCGGCUCCAAGAAGACUCGUCGUGAUGUUAGAAGCAGGCAAGAUAUGGACCAAGAAGAAAGCUUGGCCGAAGUCGAAGCAAAUUACUUCUUUCCAAAAUACCUCACGAAGCGUAAUUUGCUUCCGCUGGAGCUUGCGGACACUGUCUUCCGGCGACAGAUCCUUGUGCAGAUACUGGUUGUCUUUCAGUAUCUGUUGAGCUUCACUGUCAGCGAACGAGCCAAAGUCAAAGCACGUGCAGCGACGGGCAAGCCGCUCAAGCUGCCGCAUAACCUGAACGAAGCCGAGGAAGCCUGGACAGUCAGCACACGCAUCAGGGUCGUAGAGAUGCUCAGAUCAACUGGGCCUUCUGGCGUUGCCUUCUGGCGCACAGUCUCACUCAUACUGACCCGCGAAGAGAAUUGGGCAUCUUGGAAGCUCAACAACUGUGUUGACUUUGAGCAGCCUCCGCUGGCGGACGACGCUGCUACAGUCGCUACGAGCAAGCUGCGUGAGCGUACCAAGAUUGCUCGGCCAUACAUGCACAAGGUCGGAAAUGCGACCCUUAGUCGGCUAUGGGCUAGCAAAGGCGCAGACCUGGCCAACGUCGUUGCGGCGGACAAAGCGGGGGAGCUUGAUCGGUUCACAGCGGAAUUUGGCGCGAUGAAGCGGAAAGCAGAGGAAACUGCUGAGAACACAGAGCUGGACGCUGCAGCUAAGGCAGCGCAGAUCGAUGAGGCCAAGGAGGCCCAAAAUGCUUUCUCUUGGCGCGGUCUACGGCUGGUGGCGAGCAGCAAUCUCAGUUUAUUUGACAAGAUCGCAAGCGGCGCGACGCUGGUCGACAUUGUCGAGGCUAUCCGCAAUCCGCCCGCAACACCAGCCAGCUCAAGAGCGAAAAAGCCCAAGCUAGCGACCGAUGCGGCCUCGACGCCAUCUGCAGGGGGGACCUCGCCUCUCGAGUCAUCUCAGGUCUCUAUGGCGCAAGAUGCAGCGCCCGCUGCUUGA